UGACAACACCCAAUGCUUGGAAGGCCGGGUCAUGCUACUGCUCUCGAGGCUUGAAAUAUGCUUCGCGUGACCAUGGCCUCGGGGACAGCACGCAAUUCAGUGCUUCCCCCCAAGAAUGUCCUCGGAUGGCCUGGGCCAUCACGCUAUCUCUCCAGACAGUGCUUUCCCCAAGUUAGGUGUGCCCUCGAGGAAGCAGCCUGCCCACUGCCAUUAUUAGUUCAAAGACUCCGCACUUCAAAACCUGCUCGAGAUUUUUUUACCCCGCCGGUCCGCCAGUUAAUUUCACGAUACCGACCGAGUCUCGCCUUUGGCCGUUGUCGAGUUCAUUAUCUCCCUCGUCUCUCCCGGUCUUUUUCCAGCGAACGCUCUGCACCCAAAGAAAACAGUGAUAAUCAUGGGAGCCCAUCUGAGAGGUCAACCGAGGUUGGACAUUCCAAGAAAUCCACUCAUGACGUCUGGAUCGCCUCGCACGAAGAUUUUCAGAAGACUGAAAAAGCUGCAAAAGCUGCUCAGAUCAAUCUAAGCGCCAAACUAUCCAAAGAAGGAAAAGGCCAGCGACAAGCAGCUCUUGCCGAAAUAUGGCGCCUAAUCAAGAUAGCUCGACCAGAAUUCAAGUGGCUCGCCUUGGCCAUCGGCUUCCUGCUCGUGUCGUCCAGCGUCACCAUGUCCAUCCCAUUCUCCGUCGGCCGGAUUCUCGACAUUGUAACGAAAGACCCAGCUGAGAAUGCGCGUCUGUUUGGCCUUACGUUGACACAGUUUUUUUAUGGCCUCGGUGCUAUACUCACCAUCGGGGCCAUGGCCAACUUCGGUCGCGUUAUUCUGCUCCGAGUUAUCGGCGAAAGAGUCGUUGCCCGUCUCAGGUCUCAACUUUACAGAAGGACAUAUAUUCAAGACGCAGAGUUCUUCGACGCUAACCGUGUCGGUGACUUAAUUUCUCGUCUCAGUUCGGACACGGUGGUUGUUGGAAAGUCGGUCACGCAGAAUAUUAGCGACGGUCUGCGGGCUCUCUUCAGUGGCGGAGCAGGGUUCGUUGCCAUGGUUUGGCUUAGUCCUCAACUGACCGGGCUUUUGCUUGUUCUGAUGCCGCCUGUGGCAAUCGGGGCGUUCUUCUACGGUCGUUCUAUCAGGAACAUUAGCAAGGGUAUUCAAAAGAACCUGGGUACAUUAACGAAAAUCGCCGAAGAACGACUUGGAAAUGUCAAGACAAGCCAGGCAUUCGUUGGCGAAGUCCAGGAAAUCUCAAGAUACAAUGCGCAGGUCCGACGCAUCUUUGCUCUGGGCCGAAAGGAGUCGACUAUUGCUGCAACCUUCUUUGCCACUACUGGGUGGGCCGGCAACAUGACGAUCUUGGCCAUGCUUGUGUCCGGUGGAGGUCUUGUCCGAUCUGGAUCUAUGUCUGUAGGAGACCUGACAUCCUUCAUGAUGUAUACCGCAUUUGCCGGUUCUAGUCUCUUCGGAUUGUCAUCAUUUUACUCCGAGUUGAUGAAAGGAGUUGGUGCUGCGAGCCGCUUGUUCGAGCUGCAGGACCGGAAACCGUCGAUAUCACAGACAAUGGGAACGAAGGUCGUGUCGGCCCGUGGCCCAAUCAAGUUUAACGAUGUCGUCUUCGCUUACCCAACUCGGCCAGCAGUUAAGAUAUUCAGUGGCCUCGACUUCGAGAUCCCGUCCGGUAGCAACGUGUGUAUUGUGGGACCCUCGGGGGGCGGAAAGUCGACGGUGGCAGGUCUUCUCUUGCGAUUUUAUAAUCCCACCUCUGGUUCUAUUACGAUCAAUGGGGUCGAUAUAUCCCAGAUGAACAUCAAAUCCUUGCGACGGCGAAUCGGCAUGGUUGCUCAGGAGCCUGUUUUGUUCUCGGGCACCAUCGCAGAAAACAUUGCCUACGGUAAACCUGAUGCCACAAGAGCGGAGAUUAUCGCAGCUGCAAGGAAGGCAAACUGCAACUUCAUCAGUGAUCUCCCACUGGGGUUGGAUACACAGGUCGGCACAAGAGGGUCUCAGUUGUCUGGUGGUCAAAAGCAACGGAUCGCCAUCGCGAGGGCAUUGAUCAAAGAUCCCGAUAUUCUAAUUCUAGACGAGGCUACGUCAGCUCUCGAUGCAGAAUCCGAAACCCUUGUGAAUGCUGCCCUCGCAUCUUUGCUUAAAGGUCGAAAUACGACUAUAUCUAUUGCGCACCGCUUAUCGACUAUUAAGCGCUCCGACUUGAUUAUCGUGCUGUCUGCGGAUGGAAAGGUGGCUGAGUUUGGAAAAUACACCGAGCUCGCCGCAAACGAGGACAGCGCGUUUACUAGAUUAAUGGAGUGGCAGAUGAGCGGAGGUGAAUUUGCCGAGCCUCGGGGUGAGGACCUGUCUCGCGGCCAACUUACUGAUCUUGAUAUUGCCACGGAUAAAUCAGAAGAACGGGGUGAAGAUACGGAAAUGGAACUAGAGUCACGGGAGGAUACACGUCCGAAGGUAUAAUUCGUACAGUAUUUCUAUCUCCCUUCUAAUAUCACUCUGGUGUAAGAAUAGUAUUUUCAAAAUAAGUGGUACUUUAUAUACUAG
This is a messenger RNA of Sodiomyces alkalinus F11, 2541 nucleotides long. RefSeq names its product ATP-dependent permease MDL2. Gene Ontology annotation, biological process: transmembrane transport. Gene Ontology annotation, cellular component: membrane. NCBI's taxonomy places the organism in Eukaryota, Fungi, Ascomycota, Sordariomycetes, Glomerellales, Plectosphaerellaceae. The record is from RefSeq and is a predicted model, not a curated record. The transcript has a single exon. Gene Ontology annotation, molecular function: ABC-type oligopeptide transporter activity; ATP hydrolysis activity; ATP binding. Bases 73 to 2457 code for a protein of 794 amino acids.